AUGAUUCGUAUAUUUGAUAACAAUUCCACGAGGUUCAGUUGUUCAAACAUUUAGUUUCGUUUAUAGUUUUAAAUUCUGAACUUGAAAUCAUAAUUCAAAUUACAAAUCACUAUAUAAAAAAUGUCACGACCUGAACAUUUAGCUCCUCCAGAAAUUUUUUACAAUGAUGAUGAAGCACGAAAAUAUACUCAAAAUUCUCGAAUGAUUAAUAUUCAAUUAGAAAUGGCUGAAAGAUGUUUGGAAUUAUUGAUGUUGCCUGAAGAACAGACUUGUUUGCUCUUAGAUUUAGGCUGUGGUUCUGGUCUAAGUGGCAGUGUAUCUGAGGAAUCUGGGCAUGUUUGGUUUGGAAUGGAUAUUUCUGAGUCCAUGUUAAAAGUAGCUAAAGAAAGAGAGGUCGAAGGAGAUUUAUUAUUAGGAGAUAUUGGAAAUGGUAUACCAUUUCAACCGGGUACAUUUGAUGGUGCAUAUAGUGUAAGCACAUUACAGUGGUUAUGUAAUGCAGAUAAAUCAUCUCAUAAACCUGCCAAAAGAUUAUAUAGUUUAUUCUCAACAUUAUUAGCCUGCCUGGGACGUAAUGCAAGAGCAGUUUUUCAAUUUUAUCCAGAAAAUGUAUAUCAAACAGAUUUAGUUGUAUCACAAGCAAGAAAAGCUGGAUUCUUCGGAGGUCUUUUAGUAGAUUUCCCUGAUAGCACUAAAGCAAAAAAAUAUUUCCUUGUUUUGAUGACAGGAGGUGCUAUGCCUAUGCCUGCAGCACUAGGUACAGACAAUUUACAAAUUAAUUACACAUCAAAAAGAGAAAAAAUGACAAAAGGCCGAGCUUCAAAACUGGUUAAAAAAAGUAGAGAGUGGAUUUUAGAAAAGAAAGAAAGAAGAAGACGUCAAGGAAAAACUACUCGAGAGGAUACAAAGUAUACAGGACGGGCAAGAAGUGGACGGUUUUGAUAACUAUUAAAAAUAUAAAUAUUUAUCUUAUUAAUUGGGUAUUUUUUGAAUAAAAGAUUAUUCAAAUAGUUA
This is a messenger RNA of Sipha flava (yellow sugarcane aphid), 1014 nucleotides long. Its product is annotated as probable 18S rRNA (guanine-N(7))-methyltransferase. Gene Ontology annotation, biological process: rRNA (guanine-N7)-methylation. Gene Ontology annotation, cellular component: nucleolus. Gene Ontology annotation, molecular function: rRNA (guanine) methyltransferase activity. Lineage: Eukaryota; Metazoa; Arthropoda; Insecta; Hemiptera; Aphididae. The transcript is spliced from 6 exons. The coding region runs from base 121 to 942 and encodes 273 amino acids. The record is from RefSeq and is a predicted model, not a curated record.